UGGAAAUCCCCGCGUAUUACCAGUUUUCAAGUCAAGCCUUUAAAUCAACACUACUUGAUCUACAAUACCGUUGAAAACGGGACUAAGUUAUUCAAUGCGUAAAACCGACAUUAUGAAUGUAUAUUAUAAAAAAUAUUAAUACAUCACGCAUGUACCAGUGACCGAGGUGGAUUUAUAUGCACAAGAUGCCAUUUCCAGUGCCUGGACUUCCUACAGCUGCUGUUGUUGUGGAUAUUCACUGCCGGAAUACGCAAUACUCGCAACAUGUUGACCAGAUUUUACGGAGUUUGGAUCAUAGACAAGUAGAUUUACUUGACAUUACGAAGAAAUUAAAAAGGACUCGAUGUGUAUCACGCCAAAAAUCCAAACUGCUUAUUGAGAUCGCAACGGAUCAACAUUUAGACACGCGCACGAAGAUCUCGUGCUUUUUAGAGGCAGUUGUCAAUGACGUCCCGAUCAGAAGUUUGUACAGAGCGUUAUGUGAAUACGGCAACGACGAGUUGUUCCUUUUGCUUUUGUGCCGGAGGUUUUCAAACCCAACAGUUGUUGGAAAUGUCGAACUUCCGAACAAUACAUUUGCUUACCAAAGAUACCAGAUGUUAAGACGGUGCAUUGAUAAUCACUGUUACAAUGAGGGUCCACGGAUAGCUCUAGAACACGAAGAUACUGAGCAAACGGCUUCGUUCUAUACAAAAAAGACUCAGCGAUUACUGGACGAUUUGGUUAUUAUCAAAUUGAGUCGGGUACAGCUAUACGGAUCAAACGAAAGCGACACGCGGCGCGAACUUUUGAAAGAAAUGUUUCUGUUGUGCACUGAUAAUCUCGACAGAACAUUUCUUGAUUUGAUAUAUCAUUCCAAGAUGGCUGUAACGGCGGCUAAAUCUGGGGAUACGCCCGGAUGCCUGAUCAGCAUUCAACAGGCAAUGGCUCUGAUUUGCAACUGCCGCCCGUGUUUCGCGACUGUGAUGGCCCUUAAUGACGUCAUGUAUGCCUAUCAAGAGCUAUACUUUUUAAACCCAAACAGGAACUCAGACUUUCGUCAGGAGGCCGUUGACCAUAGUCGCCUUGCAUAUCAUAUCAUGGAGAGCAGCGCUUCGGACGCGGUGCAGCACCAGUGGAAACGAGUGAACCUUCUGUUUAAGGUCACGGCACUCCUGAACAUAUCCCACGAGUUCGCAGUUAGCAGCAUUGACGAUGUGGACGCAGACAGUUACGAGGAAGCCGAGGUUGCGGUAAAAGAAGUGGACAAAAUGGAGAGCGAGAUUGAAAUCCGACGCGAAAUGAUUCUUAUGUUGUGCAAAGCGCGGCUUUCAGAGAGUUCGGGCCCGGAUUUAGCGCUCGGCUACGCGGUACGCGCGCUGACCUCGCCCCGGAAGGAUGCAUUCGCCCGACAGAGAACAGAAACAUCGAGGCCUACCACAGUCGGUUAAGAGAUUUGGUAGACCGACAAGACCCUUCGUAGUUUCGCACUUUGCACACAGCUACGUUACCAUGUGUCCGAGUGCGCCUUACGCGUACACGCACGGAUCAUUCAGGCUUUUUUAAUUUGUAAUUAAGUCCGUUUUGAAAACAACCGUCAUCUGUAUGUGGGAAUUUUAGUGCUUAUUGUAACAUAUAUAUAUUACUUUAGGAAUGGAAGGACAAAAUGUAUAAGAAGCAAUUGAUAACUGAGGAAGCGAUUUCUAGGAGUAGGGUAUAUAUGUGUCUUUUUCUGAGAAAACUUGGCUUAAUUCAUGUGCGUUAAGUGUCGUCAGGCUAAUCAGGGACGACACUUUCCGCUUAAAUGGUACUUUUAGUUUCAAGGAAGUCCCUCCUUACCGAAAAUCAAGUUUAGGCGGAAAGUGUCUUCCCUGAUUAGCCUGUGCGGACUGCACAGGCUAAUCUGGGACGUCACUUUACGUACAUGUAUUAUGCCCAGUUUUAUCAGAACAAUACAUAAUACUCACAUAUGUGUCAUUUUUUGCAAUCGAUACUUUAUUUGAUGAAUUUCAUUGGAAGUUGCGAUUGUUUCAUUUACAAUUGAAUUACAUGAAACAGUCCAACGCCCUUCCUCUUAGAAUGGACUUGAUAUGGUUACAUGAACUUCUGAAAGAGCUUGUUUAAGUGUACAUUUGCAUGCACUAAAGGUUUAUAGAGCAAAUCAAUAUUGGCACGUUUUAAGUCUUACUUCGUUCUGUUAACUGUCGGACACAGUGCAUAAGUACAACAGUGUACAACCUAAACGGACACAUGUUAACGUUUAGCCAAAGAGAAAAUAGUAGAAGGGAAAUUUAUACACUACAGUAUUUGGUGUAUACUAAUGCACGUCUCCGAAAACUUAUUUCAAUCAUGUACAGAAGAAACUGUUUGCAAUUUAAAGGUAGGCACAUCUUUGCUUGUGUGUCAUCUUAUUAAUACCUCAGUCACAAAUAGAGACCGAUCACCGUCCGAUCAGCGGACGACGUACUUUUACGCUCAUUGGGCUGGCGCCCGGCCGAUGAUCGCAGGGACACCGGGUCAUUUCGUAGCAUCGGGCGUCGUCCGGAUUAAUUUUAAGUCUCACUUAAAAUUUCACUCGACGUCGGGUCCGGGAAGAAAUCAAGCUCAGAUCGAAAAAAGAUCGGACGAUCAACGCACGGUUAUCGCCCAAUGAUCGCCCGACAUCGGGUUCAUUGUACGUUAUCGGCAAAAAUCAGGUAUUUCCAUGGGACAAAUACAUCGGCCGGCGACCGUCUGAUUGCCAGAGGGCAUCCGCACGAUGACUGACGGAUGCCGGAAGGAGAUCGUUAUGAUACUCGUUCAACGAAUCAGAUGUCGGGCAAUCGCCGGACGAUAACCGUGCGUUAAUUGUCCGAUCUUUUUUUUUGUUAUCUACUAAUGCCUCAGUCACAAAUAAUCCGGUCGCCGGCCGAUGUAUCCGAUCUCCAGGCAUCGGGAAGACUGGACACGUCGGAGCCGUCCGCCGUCCGAUGAGUGACAAAGUUUAAAACCUCAGUCACAAAUAGACACCGAUCACCGUCCGAUCAGCUCAGCGGCCGACGUUAUUUUCCGCUCAUCGGGCUGGUGCCGGCCGAUGAUCGCACGCACAUCGGGUCAUUUUGUAGCAUCGGGCGGCGUCUGGAUUAAUUUUUUAUAUCACAGUUUGUUUUACCCGACAUCGGGCCCGGGAAGGAAUCGAGUCGAGAUCGAAAAAAGAUCGGACGAUCAACGAACGGUUAUCGCCCGGCGUGCGCCCGGCAUCAGAUUCAUUGUACGUGUAUCAUAACGAGCAUCGUCCGGCGUCCGUCGGGCAUCGUGCGGAGGCCCUCCGGCAAUCAGACGGUAGCCGGCCGAUGUAUAUGCCUCUGGGAAAUAGUAAAACCUUUACUUUUGCCGAUACACGUUCAAUGAAUCCGAUGUCGGGCGAUAACCGCGCGUUGAUCGUCCGAUCUUGUUUCGAUCUCAAAUCGAUUCCUUCCCGGGCCCGACGUCGGGUAAAAUUUUAAGUGAGACUUAAAAUUAAUCCGGACGCCGCCCGAUGCUACAAAUUGGCCCGGUUUCCGUGCGCUCAUUGGCCGGUCGCCAGCCCGAUGAGCGGAAAAAUACGUCGGCAGCCGAUCGGACGUUGAUCGGUGUCUGUUUGUGACUGAGGAAUAAAGUCGGGCCCGAUGCUACAAAAUGAGCCGGUGACCGUGCGAUCAUCGACCGGGCGCCAUCCCGUUGAGCGUAAAAAUACGGUGUGUCAUUUACUGAAAGCCUUUAGGCCUUUCAUCUGUAUUCAAUACCGACACUGGCAAUUAAUUAAAAUAUUUUACAUAUUUAAAUGAUAAUUUUAUAGCAGUUAGUUUUGAUUGGAUUGAUCUCAUAAGUUAUGGGCCAUUCUGUUUAGUUCAUGUACCGUAUACAAUUUUUUUUAUAAACCAGGUUUUCCGAAGGAAAAAACUGGUUAUUAGAUUGGCGAAUGUCGGCGGGUGGGCGGGCCGUCUGGUGGGCGGGCGGGCUGGCGGACGGACAGAACAAGCUUGUCUGGGCCAUAACUUUGUCGUUCAUUGUGAUAUUUUAAAAUCAUUUGUCAUAUUUGUUCACCAUCAUUAGACGGUGUGUGGCGCGAAAGAAUUACGUCGAUAUCUCCAAGGUCAAGGUCACACCUUGAGUUCAAAGGUCAAAAAAGGUCAUAAAUGAGCUUGUCCGGGCCAUAACUAUGUCAUUUAUUAUGAGAUUUUAAAGUCAUUUGUGCACCAUCAUUGGACGGUGUGUCGCACGUAAGAAUUACGUCAAUAUCUCCAAGGUCAAGGUCGCCACAACUAAAAAAAAGAUUUAUUUUGAAACAAAGGGGGUUAAUUUAAAACAAUCAGUUCAGUUUCACUCGUCUCCCUUUAUCAAACUUUUUUUUCAAAUUGAAAACCUGGUUUUGUGACAAUUUUGUCCCUUGUUUGACAUAAUUUAGGGAAAUGCUUUUUUGUUACCUGUAUACAAUGCAUUUUAUUUGUCACAAUUGAAUUACCCAUAUUUUCUAUACUCUUUACACAUGUCAUUUUAUAAAGUGUGCGUAUAACUCAAUGACUUUAGUCUUAACUAUGUUUAUGUUUUUCUCUCUAUACUACAUGUAUAUGUAAUUAUGUACACUGGUUUAUUUAUUCAAACUUAAUAUGUAAUUUUUUUAAAGAUAUUUUGUUCAAAUUUCUGCGAUAAACUAGUUAUCCUUAUGUUAUAUUUAUGUCAAAAUAUGUGGUGAAUAUUCAAAUACAUCAUAUUUUCCACUCAUUGUUCAAAAAUGUUAUACUCAAUGUGAUAAUUCUCAUUAUUUCUGUGCCAUAUUGUAAUUGUUUAUAUGUAUUCAUAUACAAGCACAAUGUUAAAUAUGUCUGCUUAUAUAUACUAUUGUUUAAUAAGAUGUAAAUCACAUUUCUAUGUCCAUCACACUAAAAGAUAUGCUAUUUUUAUUAUUAUUACAUGACAUUUGAGCUGGGUCAUGCUAAAAUGGGUUUUAAAGUCAUUUGCCACAGCGUAUUCUCGCAGUCUUUUUAGGAGUUACUCUGUCGACUAUUCAGACACACAAGGUUUCAUUGUCUCAUUAGCUGACAGAGUAGCUACUUACCAUACUGUGCAGGUUGGUCUGGAGCUACGUUGGCCAGGUAAGACAUUAGACUAAUUUUUAUUUGCAUUACGCUGGCCAUAUAAUAAAUAGAAGCAAGUGUAAAUGUAAGACUUAAAUGCUUCAAAAUUAACAACACUGCUUAGAAUCUCAAAGUAUUAAAUCUAUUGAAUUUACCUCUAUAACUUUGAAUGUAAUCUCUGAUGUUUUAUUGAUGCUGUUUUCAAUAAAGUAUUUACAGUUAAAAGA
This is a messenger RNA of Dreissena polymorpha, 5302 nucleotides long. RefSeq lists its product as uncharacterized. The record is from RefSeq and is a predicted model, not a curated record. The transcript is spliced from 2 exons. Bases 177 to 1430 code for a protein of 417 amino acids. NCBI's taxonomy places the organism in Eukaryota, Metazoa, Mollusca, Bivalvia, Myida, Dreissenidae.